Molecule: messenger RNA, 1674 nt
Organism: Hyla sarda
Lineage: Eukaryota; Metazoa; Chordata; Amphibia; Anura; Hylidae
Gene: CCDC86
Product: coiled-coil domain containing 86
Exons: 5
Coding region: 146-922 (258 amino acids)
Cellular component (GO): nucleolus
Source: RefSeq, a predicted model, not a curated record
UCCGCACCUUUUACGCAGCGUCAGGGCGGCCCCGGGUAUAGUUUCUAUAGUAACAGGGUGAUCAGUAGCGCCGUGUGACGUCAUCUGUGCGCGACCACUGGAGAACAACACGUGGAUAGUGGAGGCCGCUGGGGAGACUGUCAGCAUGGAGACGAGGAGCCGCCGGGGGACCGGGAGACCGGAGGAGAACAGAGAGGAGACCCGGGCACCGGAGAACAGAGAGGAGACCCGGGCACCGGAGAAGAUAGAGGAGACCCGGGCACCGGAGAAGAUAGAGGAGACCCGGGCACCGGAGAGAGAGGAGACCCGGGCACCGGAGAGAGAGGAGACCCGGGCACCGGAGAGAGAGGAGACCCGGGCACCGGAGAACAUAGAGGAGACCCGGGCACCGGAGAACAUAGAGGAGACCCGGGCACCGGAGAGAGAGGAGAAGGCGGAGGUGCGGGGCCCUGUGCGGGCGGAGAAGAGUGCGGGACCCCAGGAGCGGAGGAAAAGGGAGGCCCCGGAGAUCCCACAGGGGAGACCGAAAUCCGGGAGAGUCUGGAAGGAGAACAAGAAGAGGUUCUCCAGCAUGGUCCGGGACCGGCCGCUGAACACCUCGUGGGAAGUAAAGAUGAAACAGAGACAGGAGAAGAAGAUGAUGAAGAGCUUCGCCCAACAACUAAAGGAGGAGAAACAGCAGGAGAAGGAGGCGAAAAAGCAACGUCGUGAAGAGAACCUAAGACGCAGGUUGGAAAAUCAGCGAAAAGCGGAGGUGGUGCAAGUGAUCCGUAAUCCAGCAAAGCUGAAGCGAGCGCGCAAGAAGCAGCUGCGCUCCAUAGAGAAGAGAGACACGCUGAUGAUGUCACAGGCCGGGAAAAACCUGCAGAAGAAAAAGACAGCGCCCCCUAAAGGACCGGAGGAAAAGACCGUGUCUGGGUGAAGUUGGGGUUUAAAGAUGGACAGAAACAGAGCAUCUGGACUAUACGCUGUGGCUGAGCGGCCAUCUUGUCUGUGUGACAAGAAGGGGGAGGGGCCUGUUAUCGACUUUGGCGCCUCUCCGGACUGACUCUAAUGACCUUUACGGAGCCUCCAUGACACUGAUGUGAAUAUUUCUUCCCCCGAUUGUCCUGUCGGGGAUGUGAUUUAUUAAAGAAUCUGCGGACCGAUCCUCGUUUAUUAUAUCAUAGAGAAAUCCACCGCCGCUUACGUGUUUUCACCAGAUUUUUGUUCUCUAAGUGUUUAUAUCCACAAUAUAAUUGCGCGGAGCGGGUGAAAUUCACUGUGGUUUUUAUGCUAAUUUUGCUGCUUUUUUUUUUUUUUUGUUACGUUUUUGUGUGUGAACGGUGCCGGAGGUGGAUCCUGGGGGCGUCUUCUGGAUAGUAAGGAGCGUUAUCUCCGUCGCGGUGGGGGUUGGGUGCUCCUGCUUUUAUAGAUUGAUUGGCGUUUAAUUUAAAGUUCUCCCUGGACUGCGCAGCGGACGUGAAUCCUACAGACACGUAGAGAUCAGGAGUGGGCGGGGCUCUCGUGGUUGUAGUGUAAGAAGAUAAGACUAAUAAAAAAAAAAACAAAUAAAUAAAUAAUUUUCUCAAUUAAGGCUGAAAACUGACGCAAUUGUUUUUGUGAAAAAAAUUAUAAUGGCCAGAAAAAGCGUACGCGGGGAGUCAAUAGGUAAAUAUGAAAUGUCAGAACAAU